ACACCACAUACGUCGGCCUCGUCAGACCUUGAGCAACGAGCGGCUCGAAUACUCGACCCCGGAAUAGGCGAGUCUCACCUCAAAACACGAUUCCUUGUUGCCACCGAAAUCCGUGAGAUCCUCGAUACCCUACGAGACGCGGAUGCCUCUCGAGCACUACCUUUCAUUAUUCCUCCCCUCGUCGAGCUCCUCCAGUCCGGCGAAGUGUCUUUUCGCAAAGAGAGCCUCGAGUUUCAAUUUCGCUCUGUCGUGCUGAGCAUCCUGACCCGUCUCCCGACCAGCGAACACGCCAAGCCACACGUACAGUCCAUCUACAAUUGUCUGCUCCAUGUUAUUCGACAGGACAACGAGGAGAACGGUGUCUCGGCUUGUAAACACAUCGUUGAGCUCGUACGAGCGUACCGCAUGCUCACCGAAGAGAACCUCCGCGACUUUACCUCCCUCUUCAAGGACGUCUUUGCGAAUAUCAAGCCCAUGACCGAACAAUUGCUCUCUGAAGGUUCCCCGGAACUGGAUCCCGCCAUCUCGCUGCCAAGCAUCAAGAGUUUUAAGGUUACAGCGGAACUGGGGCUGGUGAUGGCGAUGUUCUCGCAGAUACAGAGGGAUUUGAUUAGGUCGGUGGUGCAGGUGACGAUCCCCCCGGCGUUUGAGGUUUUGUGUCUGGAGGCGCCUGCCCAGAAGAAAGCAAGGGAGGAGUUUGAGGCUGCUGGGGGGUUUUGGGCGGGCAUGGCGCCUACUAUCACCAAUCCGGGGUCGUAUGGGGACCUUGUGAAUGCCCAAAUCAAGAUGUUGUCCUACCUUGCCUUUAUUAUGAGGUUCAAUCCAGAAUCUUCAGAUGUUCAUGGGGAGACCCUUGUUUUGCACGCGUUACGUAUUUUACAAGAUUGUCCGAUGAAUGGAAUACCACAGAGAAAGGAACUCAUGGUUGUUUUCCGUCAUUUAAUGGGCACUUCCUACAGGAAGGCCCUUCUGCCACAGAUAGAUAAGCUGUUCGAUGAACGGGUUCUGCUCGGGACAUGUUUGGGGGCCAAUGAGCUGCUUAGGGCGACUGUAUACACUGCAUUUACCGACCUAUUCCAUCACGUUCGCAACGAUCUGACAUCAGCACAGCUCGAACGAAUCGUUCAUGUCUAUUCCCGACAAAUUCACAACCCCGCUUUGAGCAUCAAUCUCCAUACGCUGUCAGCGAAGAUGAUGUUUGGUACCGCGGAUGCCAUCAUUGCGAAGGAGACGCCACAGGGUGCGGCGCGGAUACUGGAGCUGAUGUUCAAAAGCUGUUUGGACAGGCUUGAUGCCCUGACUCUUGUGCAUGAAAAUAUUCUUGCGGCUUUGGAAAGAGCGAAGACUGGGCAGGAGGUUGCUAUAGAUGCUGCUUUCAUUGAGAAAGCACGUCCCGUCGGUGGUGCGGCAUAUGCUUUAGAGAAACCGGAGGAUGUAGUCAAUGAGCUGCGUAUGUUCUUCAAAACCCUUCUCCAUGGCUUCCGUGUCUGCCUAGCCGGCCUUCGGAAGUGCGAGGCUCCUACACCCGAUGGGACUUUGAUCUUCCGUAUGUUUGAAGGAUGUGUUCGCUGUCUUGCGAACAUGGACUCUGAUAAUCGUACCGACGCGGCGAAUGAUGCUAUUGAAUGGUUCUCGCCUAUUCUCUCAGAGAUAAACCUUCAUGUCUUCCAGGAAGUCUGGACUCACAAGAUGGAGUUCUUCUUCGAGUGCGCGCAGAAACGCGUGGCGCUUUUGGGAAUAUGCUCGUAUCUGUUCAAUAGGGAGGCCACGUCGCCGACACUUCUCGCCAUAGUCCUUCAGUUCCUUGUUGAUAGGCUCCCAAUGCUGGGAGAGUAUGAGGAUCUGGUGGUUGCAACGACAAUACGCCUCUACAAGACCGCCUUUGCAGCCGUAGCAAGCCACCCUGGGACGAACGAGAGCAUACUGGCUCUGCACCUAGGCAAGCUGUUGAUGGACUGUUUCCCGUUGGCUGCGAAAGCAACCAAACCAACUCACUAUUUCCACCUGUUGAGGGCACUCUUCAGGUCUAUUGGAGGUGGGGGUGGUCGAUUCGAGUUGUUGUAUAAGGAGGUCCUUCCGCUCUUGCCUGAGAUGUUGGAGUGUUUGAACAGACAGCUCCACUCUUCAGAGGGUGCGACAAGAGAUAUGAUUGUAGAACUCUGCCUCACGGUGCCAUUGCGGUUAACGCAUUUACUGCCGCAUCUUUCGUAUCUCAUGCAACCCCUCGCUUUGGCCCUCAAAGGCAGUCCAGAGCUGGUGACCCAAGGGCUUCGCACACUUGAACUGUGUAUCGAUAACCUCACACCAGACUUUUUGGAUCCCACGCUCAAUCUUGUCCUUCGAGAGUUGAUGGAAGCGCUGCAUAGCCAUUUAAAGCCUCAACCUGCGAAUCAUAUCUUGGCACAUACUACCAUGCGAAUUCUAGGGAAGCUGGGCGGGCGGAACCGACGCCUAUUGUCCAAGGAACCAUGUUUGAAAUACCAGCAUCAUUCAGAGCAUCCGAAAAUGGCGAUCUCGUUUUCGGGAAAGGUGGGAAAGGUUGACCUAGGUCCUGCUGCACUUCUUGCUCGUCAGACUCUGACGACGGGUACGCCAGCUGAUGUUACCCACGCUUAUGAGUAUUUGGAACGUUGUCUUUCUAUCAUGCUCAACGACGAUAUCAAAGGGGAGAAUGCAGAGCGACUGUUUGUCAGUGCUAUGGAAGGCAUCUAUGAUGCUACACAUGUUGCACAGACCCAAGAACAGGCUGAACAAUUUGUGAAACGAAUGGGUCAGCGGAUUUUCGAGUUGGAGACUCGCCGAUCUUCACCUCGCGAUGCUGGAGCCCGACAAGCCCCCAGCGCCCUCCUUUUAGCUUUCAUCGAUGCCAUUCCCCAUGCCCUUGCACGGGAACAAGCUGAAGAGGCUAAGAAGGCAAAUAUACUGGUGGCGUCCGUCAUUCAAAAUUUGGUCAACACAAUCGGUCAACACAGCAUGACACUUCCCGAAGUCACCCCCAUUUUGCACCAGUUCUCUACCCGGUUCAUAGCGCUCUGCUUCGGCGACUCGUGGGUACGAAAGAGGGCUGGUUGCAAUGGUAUCAGAAUCAUGACCUCGACGAUGCAUGUAGGGGCCAGCUGGACCGCAGAACGUGAGCUCGAGAUCUUGAGAGCCCUUCUUCACGUCCUCAAGGAUUUGCCUGCGGACCUUCCUCGCGAUACUGAGGAAAUCGUGGAUGUACUCACCACGGUGUUGCGCAUUGGAAACGCAAAUCUGGACUAUACAACCGAAAACGGACAUCAGAACCGCCUCAAAUUGAUCAGUCUGGUUGGGCAGAUCUUCCCUGAGCUUCAGAGCUCAAAUGCGGUGGUACGGCAGGCAGCUCAAACUUCCAUCGGGUUGUUGGUUGAAUUCAGCGGAAGUGCGGCGACACAGCUCCUAAUGCCGCAUCGAGAUCGUAUGCUUGGGGGGAUAUAUACCAAGCCCUUGAGAGCGUUGCCUUUCUCAAUUCAAAUAGGCAUGAUCGAAGCUGUCCGGUAUUGUGUAAGCCUUGAUCCACCGUUGGUGGAAGUGAACGACGAGCUCCUCCGGCUGUUGCAUGAGACGUUGGCUCUGGCUGAUGCUGAUGAUUCUGCCCUUGUUGGCCGAGGGAAUGUUCGUCAAAGCAGUAUCGAAGUGACCAAGCUGCAUGUUGCCUGUAUCAAGCUGUUGACGGCUUCCAUGCCAUUGACAGAUUUCUUUAGUAAGCAACAUCAGACGAGGCAGAGGGUAACAAGUGUGUACUUCAAAGCACUGUACUCGCCCUCUCAUGAGAUCAAAGCAGUUGCUUAUGAUGGUCUGAAGAUGGUUCUUGCUCAUCAGAAUAGACUCCCUCGAGAACUUCUCCAGACAGGACUACGUCCCAUCCUCAUGAAUCUCGCAGAUCCCAAACGCUUGUCCGUUCCCGGGUUGGAAGGCCUUGCACGCCUUCUUGCCCUGUUAACAAACUAUUUCAAAGUCGAGAUCGGACAUAAACUGCUCGAUCAUUUCCGCGUUGUCGCCGAUCCUCAGAUGCUCCAGGCGUCUUCGAGGCUACCUUUGGUAGAGAAUGAGGGAAUCACCAAACUUGUCCGUUUGGCCAACAUUUUCCAUCUCCUCCCGUCGUCAGCCAAUAUUUUCCUCGACAAUCUCAUCAAUGCCAUUGUUCAGACUGAGGCACAAAUGCAUUUCUCCGGUCGUAGCCCCUUUUCUGAGCCACUAGCGCGAUAUUUGAACCGGUACCCAGCUGAGGGCAUCGACUUUUUCCUCAGACAUCUGACCUUCCCUCGGCAUCUGCGGACCUUGCGUAGCAUCUUGCAAGCGAAAUUAGCGCCCAGACUGGAGUCCGACCUUGCAUCGCGUACCUCCACAAUCGUUGCUCAUUUCAUUCGGGGAGGCAAUGAGGCUCAAAUUCUUCCUGCUCUUCUACUCUUCAUGGAUCUCGCUAGCAUCGCACCUAGCUGGAUUCAGCAGCAUGCUUAUGCCAUCGAUGCAUUGGUGGAUGUUUGGCAUGCUGAUUUACCUGAGCGAGAUGCCAUUGUGUCACCGGAAGUAAUCGAGCGCCAGUCCAUUAUCCUUUCAAUAUUCAAGAUGGUUCUUGAACAAUGUCCUCGUAUUGAUCUUGUCUUUGAGAUUGUCUCUGUAUACACGCGCACCCUGGAGACAGAUUUGAUUCGCACAACUCAUUUCCUAUACAAGCAUGUCGCGCUAUCCUACGACGGUAUAUACCGGCGCAAUGUCUUGAUGCGAUUCCUAACCUGGUUUGACGAUCCAGCCUGUUCUUGGUCUCACAAAGCCUAUUUCAUCCGCUACAUUGUAACACCCACUCUUCUUGUACAGGCGUCUCGUUCGAAGGAAGAACGCUUAGUGGGCUUGGACUUUGUUGAAAGAAUUAGCAAGAUGAUCUGGCGGCGGAUAGCGGACCCGAAAGCUUUCCAGGACACCGACGAUAUGUUCAAGAUUGAGCUUCUGCAUUUCACUACUGUGAUGGUGAAGCAUUACCCAGAUUUGAUGGAACAUGCCCGGAAAGAUGUACAGGUGUGCUCGUGGCACUACAUUGGCUCUACCGACGACCCUAUUGUGAAACAUGCCGCUUAUCUUCUGAAUGCACAUUUCUUUGCGGCGUAUUCUUCGCCGUACAAGUUCAUUAUGCGUACGUGGACAGGUUUACUGCGAAACACCGAAGGACGUGGGCAUCUCCGUCAAGAGGCUCUGGCAACCCUUGCACCUGCCCUCCAAGCAGAGACACCUGAGUCCGGAUUUCCUCAGUGGGCGGUGACCGCAAGGCGCAUGCUUUCGGAAGAAGGAGGAUCGUCCCACUUUUUCACGCUCUAUACUCUGAUCAUCAAAAAUCCAUCGCUCUUCUAUCCUGUUCGUGGUUUAUUCAUAACCUUCAUCGCCAAUUCUCUACCCAAGCUGGGCCUCACCCAAAACUGUACAUUGGAGUCGCGCAAUUUAUCGAUAGAUAUCUUGCAAAUCAUAUUCAACUGGGAAAACCAGGCCAAGAAAGAACAAGAAGCUAAGAUGGACGUAGAUGGAGCACAUCAGAAAGAUGUGUGGUUGACGCCCAUGGCAUACCGGGAGAACAUGGUCAGUUACCUUGUUCGCUUGGGGGCCAACCUUCAUGAGACACCGGCCAAAAAUCACGUCGUUCCCCGAGCUCUUGCUCUACUGAAGGUUAUGGUGGGUCCCAAUGGAUGGACCGAUGUUCAGUUUGGUCUUCGGUUCUUCUUGCGAUCGCUUGAACAGAACGAAUUGAACAAUGAACAGACCAUCGCGCUUGCGGUCUCUUCAGCAAAGGUUCUUCAAGUCAUCUGUGCGGAGCAAAGUGAUGCCUGGUAUACUAAGAAUGCCUCCAUACUCCAACAGCUUGUGAAAAAGGGAAUGAUCACCGAUGAGAACGCCCUGCAUGAUGCUCUAGGGCCCAUCUUCGAUCGCCUUCUUAACCUAUUCCCCUUACCCAAAGAGGAGGAGGACCAGCCAGGAGAGCUUUCGGAGUUUCAUUCCUUCGUCUAUUCAGCUGUUGGGGAAGCACUGCGAAAUACGACAACCGUUCGGGGUGCUCUCACUAUUUUGCAGUCGGUGGUGAAAACCUCACCGGAGAGAAUCGAAUCCUUUGCCACGCCUCUUGUCAAAAUUUUGACUAGGUUGACCAGGGAGCAUGCUACGCCCGGCUCAAAAGAUGUCGCAUACGAGAGCACAGUCCGCCUCAUCAUCACAAUCAUCGACAUCUGUCAAACCUCAAUAGCUUUCUUAGCGGACCAGCGCCGGUUAUUCUUAACCAGCCUUGUUGCUCUCGCCGAGAAAUCUAAGAACCCCGCUAUCUGCCGCCAUAUCCUGGACCUUGCUCGCACAUGGGCAUUAGUCAAGCAAGAUUCUUAUCCAACGUCCAAAGAUAAGGCUAAUCUCCUCAACAAAAUGGGUGCUUACGAAACGAGGGGCGACUCUUUGUUUAACUCCUACCUCGAACUCAUCUACGAAAUUUUCACCGAACCUAGCCUACGUCGCAGCGAUCUCACGACCCGGUUAGAACCAGCUUUCUUGCUGGGUUGUCGAGCAAAGGAUCCCAGCCUGAGAGAGCGUUAUAUGGAUUUGCUGGACUCCAGUGUGCCUCGCUCCCUUUUCAAUCGCAUGACUUACAUCUUUGGCGUCCAGAAUUGGGAAAUUUUAGCCGACAACAACUGGAUUUACCUGGCUCUUCAUCUUUUGCUUGGGGCAACAGAUAAUCUUGACACUCCGAACCCGCGUUCCUUUGCAGCCAGCGCACCAUUGAUACCGCGUGCCAAAAUCCAGGACAUCGUGCGCUCCCUGCAACGGCUAUCGUUCCUCGAUCCUCAGACUGCUCAUAACACAUGGGUGUCCAUUUUCCCUGCCGCUUGGUCGUGUCUCUCUCGACGGGAGCAAGCUGACAUCACAUACCACAUGAUUAUCCUGUUAAGCAAGGAUUAUCAUACGAGACAGGCUCACGUCCGACCGAAUGUCAUCGAAACUCUACUCAGCGGAAUCCAUGCCUGUUCCCCGCCUAUGACCCUACCCCCGCACUUAGUAAAGUAUCUAGCAAAGACCUUUGGUUGCUGGUAUGUCACCCUAGAAAUUCUCGGAGCCUCAAUGGAUACCGUCAAGGAUGACGAACCUAAUGUUCGCGACUUCGUUUAUGAUUCUCUUGCCGAUGUCUACGGAGAACUAGCAGAGGAUGAUUUAUUCUACGGCGUGUGGCGAAGACGAUGUCUGUACACGGAGACAAACAUCGCCUUAUCCUUUGAGCAGAAUGGGAUGUGGGAGCAGGCCUCCACUGCGUAUGAAACAGCCCAGAGCAGAUCGCGGUCGGGAACUAUCCCUUUUUCUGAGACGGAGUAUUGUCUUUGGGAAGAUCAUUGGAUAUUGUCCGCUGAAAAACUGCAACAGUGGGAAAUCUUGUAUGACCUCGGGCGAUCUGAUAACAAUCCCGAGAUGAUGUUAGAGUGCGCAUGGCGACUAAAGGAUUGGAUGGAGAACAGGGCUGCUAUGGAAGACUUGAUCAACCAAUUACCCGAAGUACCUACUCCCCGCCGCCGUGUUUUUGAGGCAUUCUUGUCCCUUCUCAAAACACCAGGCGCUCUGGAGAAAAACACGGAGUUCACCCGGAUUCUUGAGGAUGGCGUACAACUGACGCUGCGCAAAUGGGUCGGUUUGCCAUCACCAUUAUCCGCCGCCCAUAUCCCUCUCCUCCAGCACUUCCAGCAGUUUGUUGAACUUCAGGAAGCCGUGCAGAUAUUCGGAUCCCUUUCCCAAACGACAUCACAGAAUCUGGAAAAGAAGUCUUCAGAGCUGAAAAUGGUCUUGCAGGCAUGGCGAGAGCGCUUACCAAAUCUCCAUGACGACAUUGGCAUUUGGAGCGAUUUAGUUGCGUGGCGGCAGAACGUGUUCAAUGCUAUCAACAAUGCCUAUAUACCGCUCAUAGGUGGUUCAACGCAAGGUGGAAAUGGUGGUGCCAGUAACGCCAACACCUUUGGCUAUCGCGGUUACCACGAGACGGCCUGGAUUAUCAACCGUUUCGCGCAUGUUUCCCGGAAGCAUGAUCUAUUGGAAGCGUGCUUUACUUCGCUGGCCAAAAUUUAUACAUUACCCAACAUCGAAAUCUCAGAAGCAUUCCUCAAACUUCGUGAACAGGCGCGGUGCUACUACCAAAAGCCUAGCGAUCUUCAGGCAGGCUUGGAAGUGAUCAAUAAUACCAAUUUGCACUAUUUUUCCAACGCUCAGAAGGCCGAAUUUUUCACCCUCAAGGGCCUCUUUUACGCGAGAUUCAAUCGGAGGGAAGAUGCGAAUAUCGCUUUUGGGCAGGCUGUGCAGAUGGAUAUGAACCAAGCCAAGUCUUGGGCGGAGUGGGGACGGUGGAAUGACAGAAUGUUCAAGGAAUCGAAUCAGCAAGAUUUAUCGUGUGCUGCGAACGCCGUGAGCUGCUAUCUUCAAGCCGCAGGGCUUUAUAAAAGCGGGAAGGCUCGACCUCUAUUGGGCAGGGUUCUGUGGCUCUUGAGCUUAGAUGACAACACUUUCACGAUUUCACGAGCCUUCGACACCUAUAAGGGAGACGCUUCGUUUUGGUUUUGGAUAACCCUUAUUCCACAAUUGUGUCAAUCCAUUUCCCUUCGAGAGGUCAAACAAGCGCGAUAUCUGCUUCUCAAUCUAGCAAGGCAUUACCCACAGGCUCUUUUCUUCCAUCUCAGGACUACACGCGAGGAGAUGCAAGCCGGCAGGAAAGCGGCAGCCUUGCGCGCCGCCGCAGUGGCAGGGCAGGCCAUCCCCACAAGCGCCAUCGUAGGGCCAACCAACGGUGAUACACAUCCCGCUCCCGUAAACGCACCUCCGCAGCAGCAAACCGAUGGCAAUCCUACAUCCGAAGCGCGACUACCAUCUCGUAAGAGUUCUUUCCUUGAUAGCUAUCACUCUAUUGCUUAUGAAACUCAAGCUUGGGAGUACGUGGAGGAAAUAGUCCAGAUUCUCAAAGCAGCAUUCCCUCUUCUUCUCUUGAGCCUCGAGACGAUGCUUGAUCAGAUGAUUUCAAGGUUUAAACCCUCGAAUGAAGAAGACAUCUAUAGGCACAUAUGCUUACUCCUUCAAGACGGUUCCCAGCAUUAUCUCGUGCGCAUGAACUCAGCGAACGAAGACGUCGAUUUACCAGCACAGACGAUCCAAACCUUGCAAAAAAUUGCUCAGAACAUGCCAGGACGUGCGAAGGCGAGUAUACUUUACAAGGACUACGAGGAAGAUUUUGUCAAUACAAAGCUCACCCUCUACGAGUACAUUCACCGCCUGCAGGAGUGGCGAGACAGAUACGAAAAAAUUCUCGACGCUCGGCCACGUUUCCAGACUCUCGACAUUCUUAGUCACUAUUUGACAGAAUUCCAGUAUAGCAAAGUUGACGAGAUUGAAAUACCGGGGCAGUAUACUGAGGAGAAGGAUAACAAUCAAAAUUUCGUUAAGAUCUUGAAGUUCUCACCGAAAUUCGAGAACUGGCGUACUCAUGGUCUAUGUUCCAAGCGCAUCAUGAUGAUUGGAAGUGACAACUCUAGCGUCUCAUUUUGUGCCCAGCAGCCACCCUUCCGCCACAGUCGUCGAGAAGAGCGAAUAAUGCAGUUAUGUCGCACCUUUAACGGCGUUUUGGCGCGGAAGAAGGAAACUAGGAAGAGAAAUUUGGCUUUCCAUCUACCAACCGCUGUAUUAUGCAGUGCCAGCUUCAGGCUAUAUAACAUGGAUGCUUCGUACGUAUCCUUCGGCGACAUCUACGACCUUCACUGUCAGGCGACUCGUAUUUCCCGUGAAGAUCCUCUAUUGUAUAGCGGCGAGAAAGUUAGAAGGAUACUGCGCGAAGCUAAGCAAACGGGGCAGGUCUUGAAACCGGAGUAUCUUACCCUCAAGAAACUCAUCUUUGACGAGAUUACCGCCAAGAUGGUUCCAGAAGACAUCAUCACUCGGUACAUGAUUCGUACCAUGGAUGGACCAAGCGAAUUGUGGCGGAUGCGAAAGCAGUUUGCACUGCAAGUCGCUGCCUGUAGUUUCAUGACGUACUUGCUCUGUGUUGGCGGGCGGCUACCAUCCCGCUUCUACAUAUCUCGUUCGACGGGUCAAAUUGCGAUGACAGAACUCCUACCUUCUAUGACGAGCAACCAUCCACAAUUUGCAACAAGCGACGUGGUCCCUUUCCGUCUGACCCCAAAUAUGCAACAUUUCAUGUCUCCUAUUUUCAUGGAGGGUAUUCUUGCUACUAGUUUGAUGGCUAUGGGACGUUGUCUUACGGAGCCAGAGUAUGAGCUGGAACCACAGCUCUACCUGUAUGUUCGCGACGAAGUUCUUGUCUGGAUGCGCGGUACCGGAAAACAUUGGAAUCCGCAGCAGACACAAUCGGUCACAGAUAAUGUCAAAACUAUCGUCAAACGCGCAGAAGUGUUUGCCUGUAAGAUUGAACGCGAACAAGCUCUUCAGGGUGUCCCUCUCCAAGGUCCAGUGAUGCAGACCGUCAUUAAUUUGAUUGCCACCGCCACGAACCCCGUUCAAUUAUCAAAAAUGGGAGAACUUUACUCUCCUUGGUACUAA
This is a messenger RNA of Desarmillaria tabescens, 10566 nucleotides long. RefSeq names its product FAT domain-containing protein. The annotation marks the transcript as partial. The record is from RefSeq and is a predicted model, not a curated record. Gene Ontology annotation, molecular function: protein binding. Lineage: Eukaryota; Fungi; Basidiomycota; Agaricomycetes; Agaricales; Physalacriaceae. The transcript is spliced from 19 exons. Gene Ontology annotation, biological process: DNA repair; regulation of DNA-templated transcription. Gene Ontology annotation, cellular component: nucleus; NuA4 histone acetyltransferase complex; SAGA complex.